AGUUGCAAUCCAGCUGUCGUCUUCAAACCAUCGAACUCUGAAAUGUACAGAACAGUCCUGUUGUGUCUCUGUGUAGGACUUAUAUAUUUUUACAAAGUGAAAUGUGACUUGGUAAAAAGAGAAAAUAUGCAACAGGAUGCAAAACAUUGCUGUUAUCGGACACUUGACGAUGCAAUGAAUGAAAUUGAAGACCUUGCUGGGAAAUUAGAUAAACUCAGAAAUAAAUCUUAUGGAUGCAAAGGAAAUACCCCAGAACAUCCUACUGCAUUUACAGCAUUAUCUACAUUUUCAAGUGGACUUCCAAAUGGCCCAAUUCCGUUUGACAAAGUAAUUGCCAAUGUCGGCAAUUCUUAUAACCAAAGCACAGGAAAAUUCACAGCACCUGUAUCUGGACUUUACAGUAUAUCCGUCUCUAUCAUGGGUCUUCAUGGAAACUCAAUACAUGUUAACAUCCGUAAGAAUGGCCAGGAACUUGCAAGACUUUGGACACAUGGGGGAGGUAGAGGCGAAGUAGCAUCUCAUACUCUAAAUCUUCCACUCAAAAGGGGAGACCAGAUGUGGGCCAGUGGAACUCCCGGGCGUAAAAUAUACACAGGAGAGCCUUAUAACGUAUUUUCAGGAAUAUUGAUUGCAAGUGGAAAAUUCAAUUAAACAUACAUAGAUCAAUAGAAUUGUCUUUCAGUUUCUCUUCAUUAUGACUAUUAUGUCCAAAUUUCCUUCAGUUUGUUUUAUCUCUCUUGAACUUAACAGGAAUAAUACAUCAAAAUGCCUUUUUAAAAUAUUCAUUUUGUCGGAUUAAACAGCUGAUUGAACAAAACUUCAUUAACAGCAACUCGUGUUUCUGAAAUGACGUUGAUCGGGAACACCUGACGCCAAAACAGUUUCUACUGUAAUUGAAAAAUAAACUGUCAUAAAUCGAGGUUCAGGUUGUUUUUUUUUAUUUUUAUUUCAGUUUUAGUUUUAACUCCGGCAUUUAUUUAUUGUUGCACUAAAACUUUUUGAAUUGGAACAUUUUGAUAUACAUUUUUUCUUUUCAAUAUCAGUUUACUAUUUAUGUAUACACUUUCCUUUUUCUUUUCCUGCGGACAUAGUAACACAUGUAGACAUAUUGAAGAUGAAUAAAUUUAUCGUUAACCCUAUAUAUACAAACAAUUCUAAUAUACCAGAAAUGACAAAUCAACACGCAUGUAUACACCGACUUUCUUUCCACUUUUGUUUAAAAGUUUAAAGCAAUAUUAUGCACUUAUAACACAAGUCUUAUAACCUGUAAGCGUACACUAAUUUAUAAUUUUGCCUAAACUACGUAGGCAACGGACGGAAGCAAAUUUAUGAACAGCUAAGAUGUGAAAACUGUGUUUAUAUAACUUAUAAGCCAAAGUGUUACUUUUGAUUUUAGAUUUUGAAGUGACAAUAAUAUUUGUGAUUUAUGUUAGACAGUCAGAUCAAUGGCAUCUCGAUAUAACUUAUUUUAGAUUAAGGGAUUUCAAAUGAAUGUUUUUAGGAAAUUCGAAAGCAGAGCAAACUUUCAGAUAACAAUAAUUAUAUAUAUAUUUUCAGCAUGAAAUGUCACAUUAUCGUUUUCUUUAUAUAUUCAUGUUCAUAAUAAAGACUUUAUUUUGAUCCCAA
Molecule: messenger RNA, 1626 nt
Organism: Mytilus californianus (California mussel)
Lineage: Eukaryota; Metazoa; Mollusca; Bivalvia; Mytilida; Mytilidae
Product: complement C1q tumor necrosis factor-related protein 2-like
Exons: 3
Coding region: 43-651 (202 amino acids)
Molecular function (GO): protein binding
Source: RefSeq, a predicted model, not a curated record